CUCCAAAGAACCGUCUUAACACCUUUGUCAAUGUGUACCCUUACAUCAUCCCCAGGAAAUGACCAGCGCAACCUGACGGCAUCGCUGGUUAAGGCUUUAGGUGAAGAAUGCGCCGAGUUCUGUAUCUGGUUGCCUGUACAGGCGUCACGGCGCCAUUGAUCAACAGAUCCAGUAGCGUCUUGUACUCUCGGUCGUCUUUUCUUUCUAUUUAUUGUGAGCGUUCAGGUCCGGGGCAUUUAAGGGACCUCUGUUCUCCUUUUCGAGUGUGUUUCUUAGUGUGUUCGCCACAGUCUCAGUCAGGGUGUCGAUGCCAAUGGCCGCUAAGCUGUAAGGGUAAAGCAAAUAUUCGAGAAGUUUAAGCGUAAAUUGGAGAAGUGAUUAUGAAUGUGG
This is a messenger RNA of Aspergillus homomorphus CBS 101889, 390 nucleotides long. RefSeq lists its product as uncharacterized. NCBI's taxonomy places the organism in Eukaryota, Fungi, Ascomycota, Eurotiomycetes, Eurotiales, Aspergillaceae. The record is from RefSeq and is a predicted model, not a curated record. The transcript has a single exon. Bases 108 to 359 code for a protein of 83 amino acids.